UGCUCUCCUCUAUUGGCGUUGGAUGAUGAAAGAUAAGAAGGACAGCAUACCCAGAUGAUUUGUUUUUACUGCCAUACCUCAUCCAUACCAAAGUGAGCGCAUCAAUAUAACAUCCAUCUCCAUUCAUCCAGUCAGGUGCAAAUCGAUACCAACAAAAAGGGGCAUUCAACAUUGAGUCAAAAUACCAUGGAGUGGACCAAAGACCAAUAUAACAGACAGUACGAGGCGUGGGUUCCUUGGCUCGAGGAUCUCUACCUCCGAUACUUCACCAGCGACAACAAAGCCAGCUACACAGCCAGGGAAAACCUCGACCGGACCAAGAUAACCGGCAACGAGCAGAUCGACACGCUCCAAGACGGCAUCAACAACUUCGCGGCCGGCCAGCUCGGGCAGGGCGGCCUGGCCCAGCCCGUCGGCGACAUGGCGUCGUCCGAGGGCGCCAACAGGGCCGAGCGCGGGGGCCGCGACGACAGGGGCGGCUACGUCC
Molecule: messenger RNA, 487 nt
Organism: Phialemonium atrogriseum
Lineage: Eukaryota; Fungi; Ascomycota; Sordariomycetes; Cephalothecales; Cephalothecaceae
Exons: 2
Source: RefSeq, a predicted model, not a curated record